GUUUACUCCGGAAACUUCCGGAAGGCGGGUCCAUUGUGCAAUUGUCAGCAUAUUAUUUACAUUUUCCAAGUGAUGUGACGUGUAAAACUAAAUUAUCUCUGGGUUGAUUAAUCUAAGGAAGAAAGUAAAUCUACUCUGCGAUAUCAUUGAGUAAAUGCCGCGAUAGUAUCGUGAGAAUAUUUGUGAAGACUUUUUCAAGCAGUAAUUUCAUUGUUUUGACGGUGGUCAAAAGUCCCUGGAGAGGAAGUGACAAGACACGAUGGAAAAUCCGCGAAAGGGAAUGCGAGCCUUGAUUCUAGUGGGUGGAUAUGGGACCCGUUUGCGUCCACUUACCCUGAGUCGACCAAAGCCCCUUGUGGAAUUUGCUAAUAAACCCAUUUUGAUGCAUCAAAUGGAGGCACUUGUCGAUGCUGGAGUUUCUGAGGUCAUCUUGGCUGUAUCGUACAGAGCCGAGCAGAUGGAAGCCGAAUUGAGGCAGGAAGCUGAAAAACUCGGAGUUCAACUUAUAUUUUCGCAUGAAAGUGAACCAUUGGGUACUGCUGGACCCCUAGCCCUUGCUAAGGAAAUUCUUUCAGCGAGUCCUGAACCCUUUUUUGUCCUCAAUUCGGAUGUUAUCUGCGACUUUCCAUUCAAGCAACUUGAAUCAUUCCACCGUGCUCAUGGCAAAGAAGGCACAAUUGUGGUCACCAAAGUGGACGAACCAUCUAAAUAUGGUGUGGUGCUGUACAAUGAAGCUGGAUGCAUUGAUAGCUUCAUUGAAAAGCCACAGGAGUUUAUCAGCAACAAGAUUAAUGCUGGCAUGUACAUCUUGAAUCCGUCAGUACUGUCGAGAAUUGAGAUAAAACCCACGUCGAUUGAGAAGGAAGUUUUUCCUGUAAUGUCACAGGAAAAGGAACUCUAUGCCAUGGAAUUGAGUGGAUUCUGGAUGGAUGUUGGACAACCAAAGGAUUUUUUAACCGGAAUGUGUCUAUACUUGACAUCGGUGAGGCAGAAAAAACCCGAAACCCUGUAUUCUGGUCCAGGAACUGUGGGAAAUGUUUUGGUAGAUCCCACGGCUAAAAUUGGUGCUGGAUGCCGUAUUGGCCCUAAUGUGACUAUCGGUCCGGAUGUCGUGAUUGAGGAUGGAGCCUGCAUAAAACGCUCAACUAUCUUAAAGGGGGCAAUUGUGAGAUCGCAUUCCUGGUUAGAUAGCUGUAUCAUUGGCUGGCGAUCCACUGUGGGCAGAUGGGUGAGACUUGAAGGUAUUUCAGUUCUUGGGGAAGAUGUAAUCGUCAAGGAUGAAAUAUACAUCAACGGUGGACAAGUUUUGCCGCACAAGAGCAUUGCACACAGUGUUCCAGAGCCUCAGAUUAUCAUGUAAGCAUCACCGGACAAGCUAAAAAUUCCUCCAAUAGGGCAGAUCCUUUUUACAGUGUUACUGCAAUCAGUGAACAAUGCGCCACAGUAAAAGUGGCUUUAAAACUUUUACACUUGCAAUCUAUAUUUGUACCCAUUUUGGCUACAUUUUGGAAUAUAAUAAAAAAAUGAGAGAAUAUUAAA
Messenger RNA from Phlebotomus papatasi, 1539 nucleotides. It is a transcript of the gene Gmppb, whose product is annotated as mannose-1-phosphate guanyltransferase beta. Gene Ontology annotation, biological process: cell wall mannoprotein biosynthetic process; GDP-mannose biosynthetic process. The record is from RefSeq and is a predicted model, not a curated record. Gene Ontology annotation, cellular component: cytoplasm. Bases 260 to 1360 code for a protein of 366 amino acids. The transcript is spliced from 4 exons. Gene Ontology annotation, molecular function: GTP binding; mannose-1-phosphate guanylyltransferase (GTP) activity. NCBI's taxonomy places the organism in Eukaryota, Metazoa, Arthropoda, Insecta, Diptera, Psychodidae.